Molecule: messenger RNA, 3481 nt
Organism: Dicrocoelium dendriticum
Lineage: Eukaryota; Metazoa; Platyhelminthes; Trematoda; Plagiorchiida; Dicrocoeliidae
Source: the annotation of a GenBank genome assembly
CACAAGCUAUUCGCGUAUUAAAUGUGGUAAUAACCAUGCUGCAGUAAAAAGCUGAGAAGAGCCAAAAUGUUGCAUUGCGAUCCACUUUCUUGGCUUAGCUAACUAAGUAAACAAAUCCAAACAGACGAUAAUGACACCGAAAAAGAAUUAAUUGGUGAGGAAAGAUGAACUAUUAAUUGUCAUAAUGAGCACUACAAUUCAACAAUUCCUAACUUCUUGUUUCUGGAGACUGAGAGAUGUCGUUGCGCCAGCACAUGACAUGGGCUUGCUAAAUUACUUGUUGGAACCGGUCAAUUCAACCGAUCCGGAAGGGCUAACCUUUUUGAAGUUGUCUCAAUAUAUUGAGAACAGGACUUGGGUUCCUCUUCUAGAAGGGAUGUUACUACAAUCUGUACAAAACUUGGAUGUCUUCAGAGUGAUAACGAAUAACGACCUUAUGGCUGAACAAGCUAUCCGCAGGCAACCGCGACAAAUGAUGGCCCUGUUAAUGAUUUGCGCCAUAUUCAUUCUUGUGACGUUCAUGGUCAGCAUUGGAACCAUUUUUACCGCUUGCUGCUUUUGGCGGGACCGUCUCGGUUGCAGUGAGUGUCAGCGCAAAACUUGUCCCAAACCUUCGACUGCAAAGGGAAUGAAUGAACCGGCCUGCUUUAUGGAUUCAGCCAGAGCAGUGCUUGAUAAUACAUCGGCGAGUUUCGAGACGAGUCAGUUGGAUGCAGGUGCUAACAGAAGUCCUUCCACCACUUCUUCGGAUUUCUACGUAAACGUCACAGCGGAAUACCGCAAUGUAACUGGACAUUCUGACCAAACUGACGUAUCAACCUCCGGUUAUGAAUUGGACCCCGUACGCCGUCAUCCAUCCAAAGAUCCCAUCCUGAAGGAUAAGCACUCAAAUACUUCGGGGCCAGAAAAGCGAGAUAAAAUUCUUCAUUAUCUCUAUCUGAGUGCACAACUGUUGCUCACACUGCUUAUAUUAGGUUUCUUAAUACUCCAAUUUUACUCCAUGGGCAGUGUAUUUGAGCUUUCCAACCCACUUCGUUCUGACGGACCAAGCCUCAAAACCGCAGUAACAAAUGCAACAAAUUCCAUCUAUUUGUUUCUAGAGCAGAUGAUCGAACAAGGAGAGAAUGAAACAGACAAAUUGCUCGCAAACGUGAAGGACCUGUUUCUGAUAGAGAUAGGUAACGCCGCGAACCGAGUUAUUGAUGCACUUUUGGAAUCGUACAAGAUUCUGCCAGUGUUUAAUGUGUCAGACCAACUAACUCCCAGCAUCAACUCAGUGUUAAAUGCUACUCGCGAAAUUCGCAGAACACACGCAGAAAGUUUGAGAAUUUUGAAUCAAUUCCGCGGUCAGCUGGAUGCUUACCGGUCUAUAUUGGUGCGUUCGAUAGAAAAUCUGUGUCUCCAGCUGAGUUCCACACCUUACGAAGCUUCGUGUGUAUCGGAACUGGCUGAUGCAAGAACAUUGGUGUUCGAUUUCAAUCCAGCAAAUGUGAACGCGGACCCGAGUGUAGGCCUACAGGUACUUUUGGAGACAUUGAACAUCGACCUCACUGGAGCUUUGCAAGCACUUGGAAGAGCCCGACAGAAAGUCCAAGAAACGGCCGAUAUGAUAGUGGAGUCUAUGAAUAAAAAUUUUAAAAUCGAAGAACUUUUCAAACCCCUAACUACUCUUUGGUCGGAGUUCAAUACGUCCACAGCAAGACCUAUACAAAACACCGUGAAAAGAUUGCAACCCCAAAUUUACUUUUACAUCGACCUGAUGGACUACGUCAUUUCCGCCGGUGGAUACCUUACUUUGGUUGUGCAUUUAGUAUUGCUGAUCGCACAACUGUGUUACGUUGGAUUGAUCCUCGAAGACGUUCGCUCACACCGCCUGCUGGCGGCAAGUGGUGAUUUACUGGUGACAGGAAGAGAACAUUUCCGUAUCGGUGCAAUAGUUGGAUGUAUAUCCAGUGCAGAACGUUCAUUGGAUUUGGCUCCGCUUAGUAGCAGACCAAUUGAACUUCAAUUCAUAUCAAUGCUACUCAGUGUCAUCAGUCUUCUGUGUUGUUUUCCGGCUCUCGUGUGCCUCGCUCUCAUUCCCCUGCUGGUCUUGAGCAACAGCGAGAUAUGUCGCAAUUUGGAUUACGGAAUCGAUUUGGAACGUACCGAUAAGGCGAUUGAAUUGUUCCUUCGUUACGAAUGGCCAGAUAUAUUUAACAACAAAACCUUGUCCCCUGAGCUUCUUGCGAUGCUGAAGAUAAAUCCACCACCCAUGUUGCUAACAACAGUCUCUAUAGCAUGUAAUCCGAAUCUGCAAACAACCACAUCACAAGGGCUUUUAGGAAAACUGGGAUAUUCAGACAUUCUGAACUUCACUACCGUGUUGAGAGGACAGCAAAUUACUAAGCUUCUCCAAGACACAGAGACAAACUUGGUCAAGGAAAUCACGGCGAUUGAUUUCAACGCACUUAUUCCUUCGAAUCUGGAAAACCUCCGAGAUAUGGCAAAUCAAGUAACGCUUUCACUUGACAGCAUCAACUAUGAGUCUUCUUACGACGAACUAUCAAAGCAGUUUUUGCCAAUGCCGAGUUUGGAGAGCUACGUUACUUCGUUGAAUACGUUCGUUUCCUCCAUCCCUGUGAGCGUUGAAAGCCAGUCUUUGAACUCAGUAAUUACGCUGAUCAACGAUUCUGUUCCCGAGUAUAACAAAGCGGUUGAUACGGCACGCGAGCUAGCUGCACAAUUCAAAAUAUUGAUUGGUAACCAAAUGUUAAACCAACUGAUGGACAAUCUACUAGAUAGAGUUGGCGAUGCAAGGAAGAUUGUGACAAACGCAUCGUUAGUGAUCGCUCCUAUUCGGCCAAUUUUUAGAAUAAACGCAAUCAUUUUGCUAGACGAUGUAAAUGACAUACUGAAAGCGCAAUUUCAACCGUUUAUAGAGACAAUCGUGCCAUGUGACAAUUUAUUUUGGGUCUUUGAACAGUUUCGUUCAACGGUGUGCUCAGAUCAGAGUUUUACAAACCGCCUUGGAGCAAACUGUAUUUUACUAAGUGUUUGCGUCUUUCUAGUUACUCUCGAUCUUUUCUUUUUCACACGCCUUGCUUCUCUUUACACGACUAUUUUUGAAACAGUGGGUGAAACAAGGCCUAGUCUGCAAGACUGCGUUGGUGCCGCGUAUUUAGCGUGGAAACAUUCAAAAGAAGUUGCUCAGAUUUCCUGAAGCCGAAUUUAAACCUACACAGCUUUUGUAUUCAAUUCAUGCAUGGAACUUUUCAUCCACCCAAAAUUUUGCUGGACCGGUAAAACGCUUGUACAGCCAUGUGUUUGUGUUCGCCUUUAACCAUUUGAAUGCGCUAAUUGGUUAUUUAGCCCAAGUAGUUUGGAGCUAAAUUUUAAAAACGCUACUGUUUCGUUGGUGCUGAGUUUAUGUUUAAAUUGCUGAAAAACGACCGAUGGUAACCAGCAAAAUAAAACAGAAAUGUUUGCAUCCAGCUGGAUU